Aspergillus mulundensis is the source of this 4743-nucleotide messenger RNA. RefSeq names its product RecQ family helicase MusN. Gene Ontology annotation, molecular function: four-way junction helicase activity; nucleic acid binding; ATP binding. Bases 1 to 4743 code for a protein of 1580 amino acids. Gene Ontology annotation, biological process: double-strand break repair via homologous recombination; DNA replication. The record is from RefSeq and is a predicted model, not a curated record. The transcript has 4 exons. Gene Ontology annotation, cellular component: RecQ family helicase-topoisomerase III complex; cytoplasm; nucleus. NCBI's taxonomy places the organism in Eukaryota, Fungi, Ascomycota, Eurotiomycetes, Eurotiales, Aspergillaceae.
AUGGAGACGCGUGCUAAGCAACCAUUAUUAUUGAUUGCUCCGGACCGGAAGACGAUUUUGCCCAGUGAACACCAGUACGAGUGCCCCGUUACAGUUCUCUUGAAGGAACAAUGCGCAAUAAUAUACGUCUCUAUGACUAGAAGCAAUUUGAAGACACAUCUCAAAUGGCUGUUGGAUCAAGGCAGGACACUAUAUCCAGUUCUGACGCCGCCCGCGUGGGAGUCGCAUGUCAAUCCGAUCGACUCUCAUAGCACUUCGGGCGCAACAUUAAACCUCAUCGCGAGUCAGACCGAAGACCUCAGCAUCGAGGAAUCACAGCCGCCCCCUGCAUCGACAGUCGAUAUCCCCUUGGACGAUGUGAUUGAAUUAGAUUCGGACGAAGAAAAUAUGGCGCGCCUAAUGCUAGGUCCUCCGUCCUCGACGAGCAAGCCACGGAUGCUCAGCACCAAGGAGCCUCCUAGUUCCGCUCGAAAGGGCUCCCGGAGUUCGUCUGCGAAACGAGAAACAACCGAGACUCCCCGGAAUAAACCGUUCAAAGAACCUCCGAGUUCAUUAUCUUCAUUUCGAGAUCGUAAAGGGCAAAUAUCAACACCGGUACAAUCGAAGCGGCAGCUGAACGUACCGUCUUCAAUACAUUCAUUACAAGAUAUUGACACAAUCGAUCUGACCAACGAUUUCGACCUCAAUGCGCUAUCGUCCGAUAUUAGAGAGGAGUUUGGUGAGCCACGCCGGCUUUGGUCCGAGGACGCUGCCUCUAGAAAGGAGCCUACGGACAAGCGAGGAAAGAAGAGGAAAAGUGACGAGUACGCGUCUGACCUUGUGUCUCCGAGAGCAUCUAGUCGCAAAGCUCGGUCGCCUCAUGUUUUCAGUACGACAUCGCAGUCUGACCGUUUCAUGUCAACGCACGCUUCUCAACGUACUUCUAGAGAUGAACCUCCGCCAUCGAGACCUAAGAAGCAGGAAUCGUCAUCCUCGAAAGGUGCGGACAGAGCUACAGCUAUCCCUGAUUCCGACGACGACGUUGAAAGCUUGUUUGAAAGCAUUAUCGAGACAACGCAACCCUUGCCUCGAACGACCAGCAAAUCUUUGUAUCCUGUCCUGCCUUCUGACAAGCAUUCCAACACCCCCAAACUCAUCCACUCGCCGAAGCGAAGAGAGCCUAUUUCUCCGGACUCCAUAGAUAUCCCGGAGAUUACCCGGCCUACUCCUCUACGUAAAGGCAAUACAAACCCUCAAAGCCCACGCGCGCUUCCAUCUCUGUCGUCAAACUCUGCUAAUCCAGAGUCUGCGUCGAGAGACUCGGAUGUUGAAAGAUUCUUGCAAAUCCCUGCAGCUUUGCUGGAGCGGUUGCUCACAUGCUUGAACGACACUGUUCGAAAGAACUCGGAUAUCAUUUACGAAGCGAUGCUGAAUGGCCAAUCAAGUCCUGAAAUACACGCGCUAAUAUCGGAGAACGCAAUUCAUCACAGGCAAAAAACGGCUCUUGAGGUCUUGACUACAAAAAGGUCUGCAUAUCUACACCGAGAAGCCGAGUCGAAAUCUCUCAGAGAUGAUAUCAUGCAUGCUCUAAACCAGGGAACGUCCAACGUGCUGUCGAAAGUUGAACAGCAAAAAAAAAUCACGACGCAGAUAAAGGAUAUGGAGGCUGAUAUGCGUGAUCUGCUGCGAGAUGCUGAUUUAUUCUCCACCCUUGAGAAAUAUACUCUGAAAACCAGAGCAUCAGAAUUGGAGCCAUUGCAUUCCUUACGAACAGUUUCUGGCAAUCUUGACGGACUUGAGGACAGGGGUUUUGACAAGAGCCCUGUCGCAGGUAGUACUUCCUUCAAACCGGCUUACGAUGCGAAGGAACCUCGUCUGAGUACCUCAAAGUACGGAACAGAUUCCUUUACUAGUCGCUCCAAGAGCCCAAACGCCAACCGAUUCAAUCACAAUGAUCCAAUGAUGAGCGAUGGUGAGACGACCUUUACCAGAACCAUGGGCUCUCCAUUCCCUCCGGAAGAAGAUUUUGACGACUUCGAUAUGGAAGGCUUUGAUGAGGAUAUCCUAGAAGCCGCAGACAAUUUCGAGGAAGACCAGUCUUUCUCGACAGAUAAGCAUGAACCUUAUAAUCGUCCAGUGUUUGCUGAAACCUCAGGAAAUGCAUGCAGGCUUCCCGCAACGCAGAAAUCGCAAACUCUUGGUACACUUUGGGGUCAGCACCCAUGGACAAAGGACGUGAAGAAUGCUCUGAAAGAGAGGUUUCACCUCAGGGGGUUCCGCCCCAAUCAGCUCGAAGCAAUCGACUCAACUUUGAGUGGAAAAGACACGUUUGUGCUAAUGCCUACAGGAGGAGGGAAGUCUCUAUGCUACCAGCUACCCUCUGUUAUCUCCAGCGGCUCAACCAGGGGCGUUACCAUUGUUGUUUCGCCACUUCUUAGUUUGAUGCAGGACCAGGUGGCCCACUUGCGUCAAAAUAAAAUCAAAGCGUACUUGGUCAAUGGUGACACGCCGUCGACGGAACGUCAAUGGAUCAUGAGCAUAUUAUCCAGCCGAAGCCCCGAAACGCACAUCGAGGUUCUCUACAUCACACCGGAAAUGAUCGGCAAAAGCCAGGCCCUAACUGAUCGCAUGGAAGGGCUCUGUGGCAACCAGAAGCUCGCGCGCAUUGUCAUUGACGAGGCCCACUGUGUCAGUCAAUGGGGUCAUGAUUUCCGUCCGGACUAUAAAGAGAUCGGUGCUUUUCGGGCAAGGAUACCUGGUGUUCCACUAAUGGCGCUGACCGCGACAGCAACGGAAAACGUCAAGGUUGAUGUGAUACACAACCUCAAAAUGCAUGGUUGCGACGUAUUUACUCAAAGCUUCAACAGGCCGAACCUGACGUAUGAGGUACGCCACAAAGGAAAGAACGCGGUACUUCUAGAGAACAUUGCAGAAAUCAUCAAUACUUCCUACCGGAACAAAUGCGGUAUCGUUUACUGCCUAUCACGGAAGACCUGUGAGGAAGUUGCGGAAGCCCUUCGAAAGAACCACCGCAUCAAAGCCGACCAUUACCAUGCAGGCUUAAAUGCAGAAACACGCGCAAAGACUCAGCAACGCUGGCAAGCUGGGGAGGUACAUGUCAUAGUCGCAACGAUUGCUUUUGGUAUGGGAAUCGAUAAGCCAGAUGUGAGGUUCGUUAUACAUCACAGCGUUCCCAAGAGCCUGGAAGGGUACUACCAGGAAACUGGACGCGCUGGACGUGAUGGUAGGCGCUCUGGCUGCUACCUUUUCUACGCCCGUCGAGAUGUUACCACUAUGAAAGGCAUGAUCGAGAAAAGCGAUGACGCCAGUGACGAACAAAAAGGCCGGCAGCUCAGGAUGCUCAGUCAAGUCGAGAAAUACUGCGAAAACGGGAAUGAUUGCAGAAGAGUUCAAAUCCUGGCAUAUUUCAGCGAAUCGUUCAAGCGCCAGGAUUGCAACGCUUCUUGUGACAAUUGCAGAUCAGAGGAUACCGUUGAGGUGCGAGAUUUUUCUCAGCUCGCCUCGGCAGCAGUCACGAUUGCUCGAUACUUUCAAGAGCGGAAGGAAAACGUCACACCCAGCUAUUGCGUGAACAUUUUCCGCGGAACCACCAAGACAUUCAGGUCUCCUGAUCAUAGGGAGGCGCCCUGCUUUGGCGAUGGAGCGGACAUCAAAUUAGGGGACGCAGAACGGCUUUUCCACAAACUAUUGGGCGAGAGAGCAUUGAAAGAAGAAAAUGUAGUGAACAAGCGUGGCUUUCCCGUUCAGUACCUCAAACUGGGACCUCGCGCAUCUGACUUUGAGAGCGGCCGACGGCGUCUCAGGCUUGAUGUCCGAGUUUCACUCGACGGCAACGAUACCGGGAGAAACCAUUUACCUCAAUCCACCAACGUCUCGUCACCGGUCCAGUCAGCAAACCGGCGUCGGUUGGAUCGUUAUCGGUACGCUAAUUCUGCAGCCAACGAGUCCGAUACCGAUACGGAUAGCGAUGGAUUCGAGAAAAUUCGCGUUGCUGGUAGAAAAGAGCGGAAGGGAAAGAACCUUCCUGGGCCACCCAUCACUCAGGACGACCGAUUUGACCAACUGGAUCAUCUUCACAGAGCUGUUGCAGAAGAUUUCAUGGUCUACGCCAAACACUACUGCCAGGAAGUGGUUAUGCUCAGAGGGCUUAGGAACCAACCUUUCAGCGAUACAAUACUUCGGGAAAUGGUUAUGGUCUUCCCAAAAGACAAACAGGAAAUGCUCCAAAUACCUAACAUAGACCCGGACAGAGUUCACCGAUAUGGCGGCAAGAUACUCAAAUUGAUCAGGGACACUCAGCAACGUUUGGCCGAUCUCAAGCAGGAAGGCGCUGAUGCCGAUGGCGUUGUUCCUGAUCCAAAUCAUCACAACGUCGUCAACGUUAGUAGCGACGACGAAUUCAGUGAUGCUGCCGACGUCUUCAUGGAUCACGACAGUGCGCUGCAGCCCGAUGACAGAGUUGUUACAAGUCAAUAUUUCUCAAGAUCCCAGCAACCCUUUGACGACGACUCAGGGGAUGAGUAUCGCCCCUCACCAAAAGCGGGCAAUUCAAGGGCACAGAAACGGAAGGCUACUAACAAACGCCCUCCGCGCCGGAAGAGCGGCGACGCAAAACCAAGGGCAAAAGCUACGCGCAAGCCCAAGACGAAUGGCAGUCGUUCGCAAGGCCGCUCCUACGCGCGAAACGAAACAAAGGGGAAACAAAAACCGCCCACGAGCCAGAUAGCUAUGAUGCCGAUUUGA